Penicillium brasilianum is the source of this 1464-nucleotide messenger RNA. The record is from the annotation of a GenBank genome assembly. Lineage: Eukaryota; Fungi; Ascomycota; Eurotiomycetes; Eurotiales; Aspergillaceae.
AUGUCCGAUCCGCCUGUUUCAUCAUCACCUCCGCCCUUUGCGCCUCCGCCCCGCAAUACCCCAGCCGCCGCCAGCUCGAUCCGCCGCCGGGGCCUCUCCGCGCGCGCCGCAACUUUUAUAGAAGGCUCCUCGACCGACUGGGGGGCACAGCGCCGCAAUUCAACGCUAUCAGACUCAAUAUCUGAGGCGCGCAAUUCUAUUCGAUCGUCUACCGAUGAUUUGUUUCUCCCGCGAGUCUCUAGGGAUCAAGAUGACGCCAUUGCCUCAGAGGAGUCGCAUUGGCACUCUGCACCGCUGGUGUUAGCGCUUUUACCUGCUAUUGCGGGAAUUUUCUUUCACAAUGGAAGCUCUUUCGUCACGGAUGUGACCUUGUUAGUGCUGGCUGCUAUCUUUCUCAAUUGGUCCGUUCGGUUGCCAUGGGACUGGUAUCGCUCAGCACAGGCAAAUCAACGGGAACGUGAUACCUUCAAUCCCAUCGCGGCAGAGCUUGCCGAGGUUGAUGAGAAUGAAGAAGCCAUAGACUCGCAAGCCGACAGCCCAAACCCUGAAAAGCACCUGCGAGCCGUAGCAGAAGCAAAAGCUAUCAAAGAACUUCAGAUCCACGAGCUAAUCGCCCUCGGUUCAUGCUUCGUCUUCCCAGUCAUUGGCACCUGGCUCCUACAUGCCAUCCGAUCCAGCCUCUCUCGACCUUCGGAAGGUCUAGUCUCAAACUACAACCUCACCAUAUUCCUCCUCGCAGCCGAGAUACGCCCAUUCGCCCAUCUUCUCAAGCUCGGCCAAGCACGAACCCUUCACCUCCAACGCGUUGUCGCCUCAAACUACGAGGACGAUAUUAACAGCGAGAAAGUCCUCGAUCUCAGCAAGCGCCUCGAAGAACUGGAAGCGCACGUUGCCGAAGCCGCUGCUGCCCGUUUCGCGUCAUCAUCCUCCUCAGAUACAAAAGAUACCCCAGACCUGAUCACGCAGGCCGUAGUCGAAUCCCGCCGAGCCCUCGGCCCAGACAUCGAAGCUCUCAACCGCGCAGUGCGCCGCUACGAGAAACGUACAGCCCUCACAGCCCUCCAAACGGAUACCCGAUUUCAACAACUCGAAGCGCAAACGCGCGACGCAAUUGCCCUCGCUGCAGCUGCGCAACGCGCGAGUCAAAAUCGUCGCCAGAGCUACGCUUUCACUCUCAUCGAUUGGGCCUGCGCUUGUGUCGUUAUUCCCACCCAGAUCGCGUUUUCUAUCUUUAAUAUCCCCGGGCGCAUUGCCUCUCGCUGUAUGCUCGCUGCACAGCGGAUGUUUGGUCGUUCACAGCCUAGUCCCCAACCGCGUUCGAAAAGUGGUAAGGGCAAAUCUAGAGCGGUCGCUGGAUCAAAGUAUACGUCGCAGGCUGCCCAGGCUAAAUCAUCGGCCGUUUCUCCUGGAAGGAAUUCCCAGCAGCAGCAGUCUUUUGAAUCUGUAUGGGGAGCUGUGCGGUAG